AUGGUCAAAGAUACAGAAUAUUAUGACACUUUAAAUAUAUCCCCAGAUGCCACGCCCGUGGAAAUCAAAAAGGCUUAUAGAAAAAUGGCAAUGUUAACUCAUCCAGAUAAACACCCGGAUGAUCCAGAUGCUCAAACCAAAUUUCAAAAAGUCAGUGAAGCAUAUCAAGUGUUAAGUGACCCUGAUUUGAGAAAAAGAUAUGACGAAUUUGGUAAAGAUGAUGCCAUUCCUCAGGAGGGUUUUGAAGAUGCUACUGAGUUCUUCACCAAUAUAUUUGGUGGUGAAGGUUUCAAAGAUUGGAUCGGUGAAUUAAGCUUGUUAAAGGAUUUAGACGACGCAUCUUCUAUGGUUGAUGAAAAUGGGAACUUAAAAUCUGAUUCUAGCGUUGCCGAUGGUACCGGGAAAGCAGGUGAUAUUGUUAAACACGAUGAAAACGCAAGUAAAACAAGACAAAAAGAGCAGUUGAGAGAGAUGGAACGUAAAAGAAGAGAAGAAUUAAAAAAACAAGUCGAUGAAUUAACCGCUCACUUAAAGAAUAAAAUCGAGGAAUAUGAAAUUUCUGUAAAAACAGGCACUGUUAAGGAUUUUGAUUAUAAAUUAGACAAAGAAAUUGAAGAAUUAAAAUUAGAAAGCUUCGGCUUAGAAAUUUUACACUUGAUGGCCAAGAUUUAUAAAACAAGAGCAAAUAACUAUAUUAAGUCUUCAAAGACUUUUGGUUUCAGUAAAAUUUAUACAGGUAUGAAAGAUAAGAAGGAUGAUGCUAAAAAUGUUUGGAAUAUUUUAUCUACAGCCACUGAAGCACAAAGUGCCAUGCAAAAUGUAGCUAAUAUUGAAGAAGGAAAUUUAGAUGCCUAUGAACGUGCUGAUAUGGAAAAAUUCAUCAUGGGUAAAGUUUUAAAUACUGCUUGGGUUAUGUCCAAGUUUGAAACCCAAAUAAAACUAAAACAAGUUUGUGAAAAUCUUUUAAAGGAUAAAACUGUGUCCAAAAAGGAAAGAUUAAAUAGAGCACAUGCAUUAUUACAUUUUGCUGAUAAAUUUGGUAGUGCACAAAGGUCGCCGGAAGAAGCUGAAGAUGCCCGUGUUUUUGAAGAAAUUAUUAAUGAUGCUAAAAAACAAAAGAAAUAUCACAAGAGACAAUACGUUGCACCACAAAAAGAAGGGAGCGCGUCUAUUAAUGUAUGA
Saccharomycodes ludwigii is the source of this 1182-nucleotide messenger RNA. RefSeq names its product Caj1p (gene CAJ1). NCBI's taxonomy places the organism in Eukaryota, Fungi, Ascomycota, Saccharomycetes, Saccharomycodales, Saccharomycodaceae. The record is from RefSeq and is a predicted model, not a curated record. Gene Ontology annotation, cellular component: cytosol. Gene Ontology annotation, biological process: protein import into peroxisome matrix. The transcript has a single exon. Bases 1 to 1182 code for a protein of 393 amino acids.